GGGAGGUGUUCGGGGGCCGAGAGGUGGCGUCGACGAGGCUCCUCAUCACUCGCACCGCCGAAUAUUGGUCGUUAAUCUGCGUGUUCUGGCGAGGGCGGCCCAGCUUUUGCCUCGCAGGAAUCCUCAUCACGCACCCGUUCGAGCUCGACGUCGAAUUUCGCUGAUCUCCCAGUUAGGUUUUUUGCUCUUUGGUGGGUGGGUAAAACCUCUUGGUAAGAAAAAGGAGCUGCACGCCGCGGAUUCAUGCUCAAUUUUUACGCCUCAGAGUGACGCUCCGCUCUUCGGCUGGUUGGGUUUCUAGACAAGAGAAGGUCAUGGCGACGGCAGUGGCAGCCGGGUCGCAGGCGAGUGUGGUGGCAGUGCAGUGGAGAGGCAAGGUGGGGAAAUCCGGAUGGGGAGGAGCAUGCGGGAGUGGCCCAAUGUCGACGUAUAUUUCACGUAGUGUGUGGAGAACUAACGGCCCUAGAAAGCAAUUGAAUGGUAUUAGAGUGCGGCGCGUGACGAGAUGUGAAGCUUCGGGUAGGGGUUUCGAUAGUCAGGUUAGUCGAAUGGCAGAAGAAGCACGUCGAAGCGCUGGCAAGGCAGCUCGUGCGUUUGGCGAAAAAGCUGACCAGGUUUUUGAAGACGUUAAGCGCAAGGCCGUCGAUUUCCAAGAGAAAAAUGAUGUACAGGGCAAGGCCCGGCGAGCGGUAAAAACUGUUAACUUAAAGUUUGAAGAGUUUGCGUAUGAUUUCAAUAAACAAUUGGGAAAGUGGGACCGACAGUAUCGAGUUACAGAAAAGGCGCAGCAGGUGAAAGAAUAUGCGACUGAGCAAGCUCAGAAUGUGGAUAGGCAAUUCGGGAUACGGCAGAAGGCUCGUAACGCAACAACAGAUUUCCGUCUCAAGUUUCCAACUUAUCGAAGACAAUUUACUACUUUCUUGGAGACUCCGUUUGGCAAGACUGUUGUGAGUCUUUUCCUGGUAUGGUUUAUUGUGUCUGGGUGGGCUUUCAGAAUCUUUUUCUUCUCGCUUUGGUUUCUACCAUUCGCAGGUCCGUUCCUUUUAGGAACAAUCUCGAAGGCUGCAGUUGUUGAGGGGGCUUGUCCGAAUUGUGGGGCUCGCUACGUUGGAGGGCGAAGUCAAGUGGUAACCUGUCAACGAUGCAGAGGAGUGGUGUGGCAACCACGACAAGAUUUUUCAAGGGAAGGGUUCUCCAAGGAAGACAAGAGUGAUCCAACCAUCAUUGAUGUCGAUAUUGACACCGACUAGUCCCUUUUCAAUGCAGUGUUUUCGGAUUAAAAAAACAACUGAUUUUCCUGUAUCAAAGAUUUUUGUAUCAUUACUUGGUGACUUUGCGCUUGGAAAUAACUCGAGUAACGCUCUCAGGAUGUGAGCAUGACAUACUUCGUAGAUGAGCAAUCCAAGUUGCACGGUGUGCACUAUUAUAUAGAGUGAGGAGUAUUCACACGUUAUCGGAGAAAUUCAAUAUGACGGUUAUUGCUACCAGAUCCUAUCGUCACUUCUUUUUUUUCUA
Molecule: messenger RNA, 1515 nt
Organism: Physcomitrium patens
Lineage: Eukaryota; Viridiplantae; Streptophyta; Bryopsida; Funariales; Funariaceae
Cellular component (GO): chloroplast
Source: RefSeq, a predicted model, not a curated record